Molecule: messenger RNA, 787 nt
Organism: Gracilinanus agilis (Agile Gracile Mouse Opossum)
Lineage: Eukaryota; Metazoa; Chordata; Mammalia; Didelphimorphia; Didelphidae
Gene: CIAO2B
Product: cytosolic iron-sulfur assembly component 2B
Exons: 5
Coding region: 52-549 (165 amino acids)
Biological process (GO): iron-sulfur cluster assembly
Cellular component (GO): cytosolic [4Fe-4S] assembly targeting complex
Source: RefSeq, a predicted model, not a curated record
GCCUGCCCGGUGGAGGCACCCAAUGAGCGGCCCGCCGCGGGUUCAGCAAAGAUGGUAGGCGCAGGCGGUGGCGCUGGCCUGGGCGGCCUCUUGGAGAAUGCGAACCCGCUGAUCUACCAACGGUCCGGAGAGCGGCCUGUCACCGCGGGCGAGGAAGACGACCAAGUCCCCGAUAGCAUUGACGACCGAGAGAUCUUUGACCUGAUCCGGUCCAUCAAUGACCCUGAGCACCCACUCACCUUGGAGGAGCUGAAUGUGGUGGAGCAAGUCCGCGUGAAAGUUAAUGACAGGGAGAGUACAGUGGCUGUGGAAUUUACUCCCACAAUCCCUCACUGCAGUAUGGCAACAUUAAUCGGUCUGUCCAUCAAAGUCAAGCUGAUCCGCUCCUUGCCAGAAAGGUUCAAGAUGGAUGUUCACAUUACCCCUGGGACACAUGCCUCAGAACAUGCUGUGAACAAACAGCUUGCUGACAAGGAGCGCGUCGCAGCAGCUUUGGAGAAUUCCCAUUUACUGGAAGUGGUAAACCAGUGUCUCUCAGCCCGUUCCUAGUACACCUAGGAGAGCUAAGUAUCUUCCAAGUAUCCUGCAGCUCUCAGUUUCUUUUCUGGCUUCCCACCUAACCCCCAUUUGUGUUUGAGGAAAACUACGUGGGAGAUGCCAUGCUCACUGUGGCCACUUGGCAAAUGACUGUCUGCACGGGCACAAGGAGAUCCAAGUAGAUGAGUUGUGCCACUGAAGAGGACAUUUGAGAUAUCUUAAUAAAUCUUCAAUUUCCACUUCACUGUCA